Molecule: messenger RNA, 933 nt
Organism: Entrophospora sp. SA101
Lineage: Eukaryota; Fungi; Glomeromycota; Glomeromycetes; Entrophosporales; Entrophosporaceae
Source: the annotation of a GenBank genome assembly
AUGUCAAUGGUACCAUAUGAAAGAUAUCAAAAGUUGAAGAGAAAAGGCAAGGAAUUACAAGUUGGUUUUGAUAGGUUAUCGAGAGAACUUGAGAAGUCACGUAAAAGAUUAAGAAAUUUAAGAAGGGAGAAGGAACAACUUUUAGAUCGUAUUUGCAUUUACGAAAAACGAAACAGUAAUAUAACUUCUGAUAGUGACUCCAAUUCCUCUUCAGAUGGAGAAGAUGCUGAAAAUAAUAUACAAAAUAACAUUAUUCAACAUCAUCAAAUUCAACAUAACCAUAAUCGUCAUCAAAAACUUAAUGGAACUUUAACAAUUAAAGGGAAUCUACAAUAUGUUGAAAAAGAUGGGGAGGGAAAUUAUAAAUUACCUGUUCAAGUUGGAAUAUUGACUGUCUUAGAUUUAGGUCAUGUUGUUUAUGAUCGUGAAGCUUUUCAUAAUGAUCGGUCAUAUAAUAGCAUGAUUGAUCCUAACAAUCAAACAAUGUAUACUUGCAAAAUUGAAGAUGGUGGAAGUGGCCCUAAAUUUAUUAUUGAACCUGACGAUCGACCAGGAAAGUCAAUAAUAGCAAACACAGCAACAGGUGCAUGGACAACAGUAGUCCGUGAGGCUAAUGCAAUCAGACAACGUAAUCAUUCAAAUUCAGCAUCUGGUCCUGACUAUUAUGGGUUCUCUCAAGCAACUAUACGAAAAAUGAUUCAAGAUCUUCCUAACGCUGCUAGAUGCAAAAAUUAUUUAUUACAAAGUUUUGAAGUUAUGAAAUCACGUAAUGGUGCUGGUGGUAGUGGAAAUAAACGUCGUCGUAAUAAUGUUAAUGGCGUGAUGCUGGUGGUAGUCGACGCUGGUGUUAAUGGUACUUUUAGUGUUGAUAAUCGUGAUUUUGAUAAUGGAAAUAGAAGUGAUGGCACGAUGAAAUCUCAAAAUACUGUUUAA